UUUCAUCCAAAAUUUUUUCUAUAAACAAAAAAACAAAAGUUGUCCAAUCAAUGUCGGAAUAAUUGCACACUAUUUCAACAGCCAAAUUUUCAGAAUUUCAAUCCAACAAAAUGCUUGAUCCGCUGCAUUGGCCAAAUUAUUUUCCAGAUUAGCUGCAGAUGUUGGAAAAGGUGAAGCCAGAGAAUUUAAAGGGAUGUCAGAUUGUCUGAAAAAAAUUUUCAAGUCCGACGGAUUGUUCGGUCUCUACAGGGGUUUCAACGUCAGCGUUCAAGGCAUUUUUAUUUAUCGUGCUUCCUAUUUUGGGCUUUACGACACUGCAAGAGCUACUUUGCUCGAAGAUCCAAAACACACACCGAUUUAUAUAAAUUUCCUAAUAGCUGAGACCGUGACAACGAUGGCAGGAAUAAUCUCGUAUCCUUUCGACACUGUGCGACGAAGAAUGAUGAUGCAAUCGGGUCUGAGCAAAAACGAAGUAAUGUACAAAAAUACGGCGGAUUGUUGGAUCAAGACGAUGAAGCGUGAAGGCCCAGGAGCCUUUUUCAAAGGAGCGUUCUCAAACGUAUUACGAGGAACUGGAGGAGCUCUCGUUCUAGUUUUUUACGACGAAGUCAAAGAUUACAUAUUAGGAAUGAUGAGUUAACAUGUUGAAUUGGAGAGUCGAAUUGACCGUCACUUAGCCAAAUAUAUGAGAAAACUUCUGAAUUAUUAUUCAAAA
Messenger RNA from Venturia canescens, 715 nucleotides. Its product is annotated as ADP,ATP carrier protein 1-like. Gene Ontology annotation, molecular function: ATP:ADP antiporter activity. Bases 194 to 640 code for a protein of 148 amino acids. The transcript is spliced from 2 exons. The record is from RefSeq and is a predicted model, not a curated record. Gene Ontology annotation, biological process: negative regulation of mitochondrial outer membrane permeabilization involved in apoptotic signaling pathway; mitochondrial ADP transmembrane transport; mitochondrial ATP transmembrane transport. Gene Ontology annotation, cellular component: mitochondrial inner membrane. Lineage: Eukaryota; Metazoa; Arthropoda; Insecta; Hymenoptera; Ichneumonidae.